Molecule: messenger RNA, 589 nt
Organism: Caenorhabditis elegans
Lineage: Eukaryota; Metazoa; Nematoda; Chromadorea; Rhabditida; Rhabditidae
Gene: flp-2
Product: SPREPIRF-amide
Exons: 2
Coding region: 70-390 (106 amino acids)
Source: RefSeq, marked reviewed
GUACACACCCGCACACAGAGCUUUCGUCUGACUCAUUGUCAGUCGUUGCCAAACCAAUUGUCGCAAACCAUGCAAGUUUCUGGAAUCCUAUCUGCUCUUUUCCUCGUCCUUCUCGCCGUCAUUGUAAGUCCCUUCCAGUUUGUGCAACCAAAGCGGAUACUCCCCAUUCCCACUAGUCGGGAUCAGUUAUUACGUGGCCAACUAGCUUAUUUAAAGGGUACUACUGUCGCCCAGCCAGCUGUCAACGACAACACUCUUGGAAUUUUCGAAGCUUCAGCAAUGGCAAAACGUCUUCGUGGAGAACCCAUUCGUUUUGGCAAACGCUCCCCGCGCGAGCCCAUUCGUUUCGGAAAACGAUUCAAUCCGCUGCCAGAUUACGACUUCCAAUAACUCCAUCCUAUCAAUGAUUCAAUGCACGGUGAACCCCACUACUCAGCCAACAUCAUAUUAGAUAUUCCAACAUUUUCUUCCCAUUCUCGUCCUAUAUUUUGAUCCGUACUUUCAAUGCAACAACAUUUUUUAAACUAUGUUUCCUAUAACUUCGAAUAAAGUGGUUGGGUUCCGCAUGGAAUAAUAGCCCAUCUGUUAA